AUGCCUCAUUCACAUUCUAAGAAUAAAGAUUCGACUCGUAGCCAUCAUCAUAAUAAAAAUUCAUCCACAUCAAAAUCAAGUACUUAUCGAUCGUCGUCAUCGCAUUCUAUUACGAAAAAACGAUCUGAAAGACGUAGUCGUUCGUCAUCAUCUGAUAGUUCAUCUUCCUCUUCUAACUCUAAUUCAUCAAAGUCUUCUCGAGAAAAGAAUGAUAGUGAAAACUCGCAUAAACUAAACAAAGAAGAAAACCAUUCGACUAAAGCUAAAGAGACCAUUCGCCUGGCAUUAGAUAAUAUUGAUAAGGGUGAUCAACAACAACAAGUCGAAAAUCAAAAUACAUUAUUUUCAAAAUACGGUUUUAAUUUCGCUUCGGAACUAUAUAAAGAUUCAGAUCUAUUAGAGGAACGUAUUCAUAAAAUAGCCGAUGAUGAAGAUGAGAUAUACAUAAAGUCGAGCAGUAUGUCUUAUCAGCAACGACAAAAAAAUCCAAUAAAUGAUCAGAAACAUGAAUUAUCUAUAUUUGGUAGUAAAGCAGACGAAGUACAAGAAAAAAAUCAUUAUCAGAAUCAAAUCUGGAACGAAUUUAAACAGACAUCGAUUAUAUAUGAUAAACUAAUGUCUGCCAAAACAUUGGGUGGACCAUAUUUACUAGAAGAUACAAGUAUUAAACAAAAACGAUGGAAAGAAAAAGUACGAGAUAUAUGGAGAAAACGCAACGGAACAAACGGUAUUCAUAUGGAUGUUAGAAAUUAA
Molecule: messenger RNA, 753 nt
Organism: Didymodactylos carnosus
Lineage: Eukaryota; Metazoa; Rotifera; Eurotatoria; Philodinida; Philodinidae
Source: the annotation of a GenBank genome assembly